Messenger RNA from Spirodela intermedia, 495 nucleotides. Lineage: Eukaryota; Viridiplantae; Streptophyta; Magnoliopsida; Alismatales; Araceae. The record is from the annotation of a GenBank genome assembly.
AUGACGAGGGCUCAACUCAACCCUGUCAUGGCACAAGAGGAACCGCCAUCGGUGAUCGAAGAGGUACCAAACUUAAACAUCAUUCAACUUUUGACUGUGGUGCAGACAAAGUCCCUCCAAGUGACCCCUAGGAGGCUACCUUUUGUGGAGGCAAUGAUUAAUGACAUUAUGACCAAGGCGCUGGUGGACUCAGGGGCCACUCACAAUUUUCUAUUUGAGAAGAAAGCUAGUCGCCUUAGAUUAAAAUUUGUUCAAACAAGCAAUAGGAUCAAGGCCAUCAACUCUGAAGUCCAAUCAUCUGUUGGGCUAGCUUGAUAAGUGAAGACACAGAUGGGCAUAUGGGAAGACAAGUUGAACUUCCUAAUCCUACAGAUGGACGACUUCGAUGUCAUCCUAGGAGUUGACUUCACUAAAAAAGUUAAAGCCAAGGUAGGAAUCUUCCUCCACUAUAAUGGUCUCAUUAUUUGUCGUGGAGAUCAGUCUUGUUUUAUGUAG